UCGCCACCAGUCAAUCCCAUAUAAUCAGUCCACCGUAGCCCCCAAGAAACGGCCGAACACAUUCAUCCCAACUGCUGGUUUGCUAUAUAUUGGGACGGCAUAAUCGCACUCCGUUCAGGCAGUGGCAGUGAGUGAUCUUUGAGAAAUAGGGAUGGGGAAACUGAGAAUUGGCGGGGCGUGGAGUGGGGUACUGGAAGUGGAGUUGGAUGAGUGGACAGUGAUCAAAUUGAGGGAAGAGGUGGCCAAUCGAUCAGGCAGCAGCGGGCCGCAGUGCAUAAACCUUAUAUGCGCGGGCAGGGUUUUGAGGGAUGGCGCUGGCACCGAAAAUUUAACUCAAUUGGGGGUGAAAAACAAUGCCAAAAUAUUGGCUUCCAAGGUCUCCGUCGAUCAAGCCGGCAAAUCCGUCAAGGAUGAAUUCUUGGCCGAAGAGGAGCGGUCCAAGCGCCUUUCCCGAAUUAGGGCUGCUGCCACUGCGUUGGCUGGCAGACAUGCAGAUGGCUCAUUGCCGGUGGAGGACUUCAAUCUAGAGCUUGAAAAUCAAAGUGGAGAGAAAGUGCAGUUGGGAUCCGAGACUGACCAAAGAGCAAUAAUGAUGGGACUUAUGCUUCACGCAAAUGCAAAAGCUCUGAUAAGAAGGCAAAAAUAUAGAGAUGCAUUAGAAGUGCUCGUCAUGGGUGAGGAGGCUUUCUCACUGUGUGACCCAAAAUUGAUAGAGAUGGUUGACAACGUGUCAAUUCUUCAAAUAGACAUGGUUUGGUGCUAUUUUAUGCUCCGUGAUAUCACUUGGCUCUCAGUAGCAGGGGUUCGACUUGCAAAAGCCAGAGAAGGUAUUGAACGUGCUCAUGGAAAAGAAUCUGCUCGCUUGAGGAUUCUGCAAGGAGGCCGAUAUCCUGAGUUAGCUUUGCACUUGAGAAUGGAACUGUUAGAAGGAGUUGUUGCAUAUCACAGUGGUUACUUGAAGAAGUCUAAGGAUGCCUUGACCUCGGCUCAAGCCAAAUACUACCAGCUUCAAGUUCCAGAUGAUGUCCUGUCCUUCAUAAUGAGUAUGGGGUAUAAAGAACGUGAAGCAAAAAGGGCCCUUCGCAUGAACAACUUGGAUGUUGGCAAUGCAAUUGAUUUUCUUGUUGAGGAGAGAGCAAAAAAGGCCCAAAAACGGGAAGAGGAUCGGCAAAGACAGAAAGAAAUAUUGGAGCAGAAACAAUAUGGAACGACGCCCCUUGGGAAAGCAGUGGAUAUAGCACUAUUGAAUGAAUUGGUCUCUCUGGGGUUUGAGAAAGAUCUAGUUGCGGAAGCUCUUAGGCAAAAUGAAAAUGACACCCAAAAAGCCCUGGAUGACUUGACAAAUCCAGAAAUGAACUCUAAAUUACAAGAUGAAAUUAUAUCAAGGAAAAGCAAAAGAUCGCGGAAAGCAACAAUCGCUGCCUGUAACAAUCUUGUAUCCAUGGGCUUCGACAGAGGAUCAGUGGAUACAGCUCUUCGUAUGUUUGCUGGUAAUGAGGAAGAGGCACUAAAUUAUCUGCUCAAUGCUCCACAAUAUGCAUUCAUUGAAGGAACCGAUCCGACUGUUCAACCACAUGUCCCUCAUGGAAUAGAUAAUGACAUAGGAGGUGACAGCACCAACAUAGAAGGCGGUGAAAGCAGCGCGCCGUUGAACCACAGUGAAGAUCUCAAAGAGCGGGAUGUGGAAAUGGAGGAUGAGCUCACUGGUGAAUUGCAAAAUGCUGAUGCUUACUCAGACUACGACAUUGAUGUUACAAAAGAAGGCGAAGCUAUACAUGAGUACUUCGCGAUGCUCAGCUCCACUGAGAGUGAAACAUCUUAAAAGAUCUUUCGACUCUUAACCCCACACCUCUUGUAUAGUAGCACAUUGCAAAUGGCAUGAAUUCAUUACAAUGGAUGCGAACUAAAUGAAGAUCUGUUUAUAUGAAUAGACAGUGAUUGCUUUCAUAGAUAAUAAGAUGUCUCAAUCUUUCUAGAA
Messenger RNA from Andrographis paniculata, 1978 nucleotides. RefSeq lists its product as uncharacterized. Lineage: Eukaryota; Viridiplantae; Streptophyta; Magnoliopsida; Lamiales; Acanthaceae. The transcript has 11 exons. Gene Ontology annotation, biological process: regulation of ubiquitin-dependent protein catabolic process. Gene Ontology annotation, molecular function: protein binding. Bases 152 to 1822 code for a protein of 556 amino acids. The record is from RefSeq and is a predicted model, not a curated record.